AUGGGUGAGAUGAUUCCACCGCCCGUGAAGAAAAUUUGGGACAAAUGGAACAUUCGUGCUGUCAUAAUACUCAGUCUCUUCCUCCAAACCAUCCUCAUCUUCUUUGCACCGAGCCGAAAACGCACAGCAAAGAAGCUCUUCCUCGUCCUCAUUUGGUCAGCUUAUCUUCUUGCUGACUGGGCGGCUGAUUACGCGGUUGGGCAAAUCUCAGACAGUCAAGAAGAAGCAGCUGACGAACAUUCCAAGAACCGUGAGCUGUUGGCUUUUUGGUCACCGUUCCUUCUCUUGCACCUCGGAGGUCCAGACGCCAUUACAGCACUCGCCCUGGAGGAUAAUGAGCUUUGGAACCGACACUUGUUCAGCCUUGUCUGUCAAGCGAUCGCUACUGUCUAUGUGAUCCUGUUGUCUACACCGAACAGGCUUUUGACUCCAACGGUGAUCAUGCUUGUGGGAGGAGUGAUCAAGUACGUCGAGAGAACAGCUGCGUUGUUCUCAGCGAGUCUUGACAAGUUCAAGGACUCUAUGCUACAGAAGCCUGAUCCUGGAGCUAAUUACGCGAAGCUCAUGGAGGAAUAUGACGCUAAGACGGAGAUGAAUAUGCCGACGGAAGUGAUCGUGAUGGAGGAUCCAGAGAAAGGAAGGGAAGGCAACACACCAGUUAUGCCUAGAAAUGAGUUGACUAACCUUCAAGUCGUUCAGUAUGCUUACAAGUACUUUAAGACCUUCAAAGGUCUCAUUGUUGAUCUUAUCUUCACUAAUAAACAACGCGACGAGAGCAGGAAGUUUUUCGACUUGCUGACCCCAGAAGAAGCCUUAAGGAUCAUCGAAGUCGAGCUCAGCCUCAUCUAUGAAAGCCUCUUCACCAAAGCAGAGAUUCUGCAUAACUGGACUGGAGUUGGGUUCCGGUUCAUAGCUUUGGGGUGCCUUGUUGCGUCUCUCUGUCUCUUUAGAAUGAAAAACGAAGAUCAGUACGAGGGAUUCGACGUCGCUCUUACUUACGCGUUGCUCAUCUGUGGAAUAGCUCUUGAUUCCAUUGCUCUUCUCAUGUUCUGUGUAUCUGACUGGACCUUCGCUAGACUGAGGGAUCUAAAGGAAGACGUGGACGAGGGGGACACCUGUGCAGACAGAGUUCUCAACUGGGUCCUCGGUUUCAGGGCGCUGAGGUGGAAAAGAUCCAAAUGUUUCCAGGACGGACAUGAAGUUCUCGACAGAAACUUUCUGUUCCGCAGAUGGUCCGAGUAUGUUCAUGCUUACAACUUGAUUGGAUACUGCCUCAAGAUACGUCCCAAGAGAAUCCAUCCUACAAAGGGUAUGAUACACAGUUUCUUUCAGAAGAUCAUUCACGUUUUGUCCAUAGAUGCUGUCAUCGACAAUGCCACCAGAGGAACGACGCAAUGUUUCAGGGAGAUAGAACAAGGAACUCGCCAGUUUCAUAAAUGGAACCCUGUAAGAUUGUUUCUGUUUCUCUGGUUCUCACUUCAACAUCUGCUUGGACGUAUGAUCGACGAAGUCCUAGACUUUUUCGGCACCAAAGAUUUGGUUGAAGAGAUAAGAUUCACAACGAGUGAUCGCCUCACCAGAGAACUAUGGGAGCUCAUAUUCACACAGGUGCAACACAAACACCGUUUCGCCGAAGACCAAGAAAGUGCCAAGGGUAUAUCUUCAGCUAGAGGAGACUGGACUCUAGUUGAAACAUCAAGCAAAAACAGAAAAGGCGGAUCAGAGUCAGACCACGCGAAGCUUCUUCGGUAUGUGACAGAUAAAGAUUACGACCAGAGCAUUCUGAUGUGGCACAUCGCUACAGAGCUCUUGUACCAAAGCCAAACAGACGCAAAAAUCACAGACAAGCAAAAACACACCAACAGAGAGUUCUGCAAAACCCUGUCUGACUACAUGAUGUACCUCCUCAUAAUGCAGCCCACGCUGAUGUCAGCUGUCUCUGGAAUAGCAAAGAUACGUUUCAGAGACACGUGUGCAGAAGCGAACGAGUUUUUCCAGAGGCGGCAUAUCGACAGAAGAAGAUACGAGAGAGACAACCUCGUGAGAGAAGCCAGCGAAGCUAUUCUCAAAGUCAACACUGAUGUUGAGCCUAUGGAUGUGAAAGGAGACAGAAGCAAAUCCGUGCUGUUCGACGCGAGCGUGCUUGCGAAGGAGCUGGAGAAAGAAGGAGAGAACAUGUGGGAGGUUGUGAGCAAAGUGUGGGUUGAGAUACUUUGCUACGCAGCAACUCACUGUGACUCCAAAGAGCAUGCUUCUCAGCUCAGCAAAGGCGGUGAGCUCAUCAACUUCGUCUGGCUAUUAAUGGCUCAUUUCGGACUCGGAGACCAGUUCCAAAUCAACAGGGAUGAUGCAAGAGCCAAACUGAUCGUGGCCAAGUGA
Thlaspi arvense is the source of this 2379-nucleotide messenger RNA. The record is from the annotation of a GenBank genome assembly. NCBI's taxonomy places the organism in Eukaryota, Viridiplantae, Streptophyta, Magnoliopsida, Brassicales, Brassicaceae.